AAAGACAGAAUUUAGUAAAAAUGUACAAAAAGGAGAAAUCAUUAGUUUUAGUGUCAAGUGUUUCCCCUUUUGCUAAGAAUUUGAGUGUUAUUUACGAGAAGAACACAUCAAUACAUAUUUGUUCGUCACAUAAGUUUCGCUUUAAUGUAAUCACUCUUAACACUGAAAACAAGGAUAAAGACGUUCAAGAAAUUUGCGUCGAUUCUGACAAAGAAGCUGUUGAUAAAGAUUAUAUAUUACAGAUUAAAUGGGUGGCAUUAAAUGAGAAAAUCUUCUUGGUCAUUCUUCUGCAAAAUGGUCUUAAGGCCCAUAACUGAUUUAGCGUCAAACGAGAAGAAUAUUCUGGUUAGUUGUGACGAUAGCGGGAAGAUAUGGGUUUGGGAUUAUAUCGAUUCUCGUUUGCAACAAACUGUUAGCUUUGAAGGCUAUAACGGAUUUUCGUGCAAUUGUUUGGCAUUUUACAAGAAGUACGUGUUGGCCGGCUAUGGUUCCGGUCAUCUAAGAGUGUUUGACAUAAACAGUAAACUAUUAAUAAGUGAGAUAUCAGGCCAUUCCAAAUGGGUUACAGCCAUCGAUGUGGCACCAGAUACGGGUCGGAUUCUGUCGACAUCUGAAGAUAGCUUCGUUAGGAUUUGGCAAAUGAAUGAACAAAAUGACACUUUUAAAGUGAGCCAUGAAUUUAGCCAAAACAUAGCAAACCAUAUGUUAUUCGGCGGAGUAUUUCUCGAUAAAUCCGGAAAUUCGUUUUGUGUCUCAGGAUAUGAUUCAUUGGAAUUGCAUUAUUUUUCCCAAUAAAUCACAUUUUAUUUAUUUAUUUAUUUAAAACAUUUUUAUAACAUUUCUUUUACCGAUAAUAAAUUUUUCUGUUAUUUAAUCACAGAUUUUAAUCACAAUUCUUUAGCAAUUACUACACAAUAAAUAUAAUGUAUAUAUUUAGGCUAUUUUACAACUCGUCCU
Medioppia subpectinata is the source of this 957-nucleotide messenger RNA. NCBI's taxonomy places the organism in Eukaryota, Metazoa, Arthropoda, Arachnida, Sarcoptiformes, Oppiidae. The record is from the annotation of a GenBank genome assembly.